UCUUUUUGACUGCUGCAAGUACAGCCCUCAGCCACCUCAGUCAAUCGUCUGCUCUACCCUCCAGAGGUGAACCAGCCCCGGUAACCCCUGAGACUCGCCAUGGCUUCAAAGAAAAACGCCAAAGUGCACGUAAAACCCAAAGGCCUCCCCCCUCCCUCUCCAAAGGGCUGGAAGAAUGGAAAGCUCAAAGGAUGGUACUAAAGCCCAAUCGGCCAAUAAGAAUGGGAAGAAGGCAGACUCUGGGUCCAGCAGCAGUGGCAGCUUCUUCACCUGCUUCAUCGUGCUCGCCCUGCUGGGUGUCUGGACAUCGGUAGCGGUGGUGUAUUUCGACCUGGUCGACUAUCAGGGAGUCCUUGACAAGGCUAAAGGCUUACAAAUUAACCUGUCUGAGGCCUUGCAAGGUAAACUGGUGGCAUACGAUACAGAUGGCGAUGGUGAUUUUGAUGUCGAGGAUGCUAAAGUUCUGCUAGGACUGAAAGAGAAGGCUGUUGUCGUCACUUCCCGUCGUGAAGCUGCCCCCGUGGAGACACCUGAACCAACACCUGAAGCUUUUCUUGAGCCUGAGCCCGUGCUUGUUGAAGAAGUGCUGGAAGCUGCUGAAGCCGACGACACAGCUUCAACACCACCAGAGCCUGAACCUGAGGUAGCAACUGAGCCAGAGGAACCUGAGGCUGAACCAGAACCAGAACCUGAAGAGACUGCUGAGGUUAUUGAGGAGGAUCCAGAGGUGCUAGCAGAGGAACCUGAAGCUGUGGAAGAGGAGGCUGCAGAUGAGGCUGCUCCAGUCGAGGAGGAGGUAGCAGCAGCUGAAGAAGUUACCGAGGAGGUAGCAGAAGCAGCUGAGGUGGAGGAAGAAGCAGCAGAGCAAGCUGUGGAGGAGGAAGCUGCUGAUGAGGCAGUGGAGGAGGUUGAGGCGGCUUUUGAGGAGGUGGCCUCAGUUGUAGAGACUGUUGCAGAGGAGAGUGCUCCUACAGAAGAAGCUGUGGAGGAGGCUGCUCCUGCAGAGGAAGCUGUGGAGGAGGCUGCUCCUGCAGAGGAAGCUAUCGAGGAGGCUGCUCCAGCAGAGGAAGCUGUGGAGGAGGCUGCUCCUGCAGAGGAAGCUAUCGAGGAGGCUGCUCCAGCAGAGGAAGCUGUGGAGGAGGCUGAGCCAUCUGAGGAAGCUGUGGAGGAGCAAGUUGAGGAAGAGGAGGCUGCUCCUGCAGAGGAAGCUAUCGAGGAGGCUGCUCCUGCAGAGGAAGCUGUGGAGGAACCAGCUGAGGAAGAAGAGGCUGCUGAGGAAGAGGAGGUGGCUCCUGCAGAAGAGGCUGUUGAAGUUGUAGCAGAAGAGGAGACGGCUCCUUCAGAGGAACCUGCAGUGGAAGAGGCUGCACCCCUAGAAGAAGUGGUUGAGGAGGUAUUAGAAGAAGUGGAAGCAGCUACUUCUGAGGAGUCCACAGAGGAAGCACCUGAAGAGGUAGCACAAGAAGAGGAGGAAGCUGCUGAAGAUUCAGCUGUGCAGGAGGAAGCAGCUGCAGUGGAGCCUGCUGAAGAGGAGGCAGCAUCCUCAGUGGAGGAAGAAACAGUAGCAGAAAACGAAGAAGUACAAGAGGAAGAGGAGGCAGCAGAAGACGUUGCAGAGUUUGUCGAGACAGUGGAACAGGAUCAGGAAGAGCCCACAGAAACGUAGAGGACGUUGCAGUCUUUGUGGUGACGGAGCAGGGACCCACUGAAGUUGCAUCGGCACCAUCUGAGCAUGCUCAGAACAAAUGGUGCACCUCUCCAUCUCCAGAGAAACGAAUGAGUCAUUAUGACCACACUCUGCCCCCCCCCCCCCCCUUGUUUUUCACAGCUCUUUGAACUUCCUGUUGGUAUGAAUGAGUUAAUGGAUGAAUUGUUUACCAGUUUACUACUUCUUUACCCCAUUGUUCUUUUUGUUCUACAAAUGGAGCACCCAUUUUUAGUGAUUUUCUUUCAAACUCUCGGAACAUGUGAAGUCUUUGUGUUGCAGCCAAUCAGAGUCUGUCUGGAACAGCUGGAAUGUCACAGCCGUCUUGAACUGUAUUAAGUCUUUCAGUGAUGUAGUUUUGCUUCCUAGAGCUAAAUUCUGCUAACUGAAGCUAAAGUUCAUAACUGAGUCUACAUCAAGCUGUUUCAGCUCGGUCUCUGUGCUCUUUGGAGGCUCAGAGCCACAACAGAAAAGGGAAUUCAGCUCGAAAACAACACAUUAGGUCUUAUCGCCACUGAGGUAGCAAAGAUGUGUUUUUGGGGAAAAGAUGAUCCUCUACCUUUGCCUGUUUUGAUUCUGGUCAGAUUUGUAAUACUAUGCAAAGCUGUCCUGAUGUCUCUCACCUGCUUCACUCACUCCUCCUCAGCUUACCAGUUUAUUUACCACUCAGUGUGUGUGUGUAUACUCCAGGAUACCUCACCACUUAACUACCACAUGAAUUAAGAGAAAAAGCAGGUGUGUGCGCGUGUGUGUGUGCGUGUGUGUGCGUGCUGAUGUGUUCCUCAUGUAUCCCUCGAUGAGCGAGCUCUUGUGUGUUGAUGAAUCUCUUUUUUUUUUUUUUUUCUAAUUAGUCCUUCUGUGAGCCGUAGAUAUCAUGUCGAGUUUUUGGACAGUGUUUAAUUUUUUAAUUUUUUUUGUUCUUUAACCUUUACCUCUGUGUGUGUGUUUGUCUUUUAUAGAUCCUAGCUGUUUGUUUGUUUUUUCUAGUUUCAGAUUUGAAUAUCAUGACCAUCUAAAACUAUCAAAUAAUUUUGAGCUGAAGUCUUUGGACGUGAAGCUCGGCUCUGUGUUUAAACUGUGAUGUAAACGAGGGCACCAUGAACAGUGCAAAGCUGACACUCGGGGUGUAAAGAUUAUUUUUCAAAUCAACCAGCGACACAUGAAUCCAGACCCCAAAAGGCAGAAUAUCUCAACUGAAGCAUUUUUAACCCUUUGUGAUCCGGAGUCUGCUUUCUUUAAUGGUAGCUUCAAAACAGUAGUAACCUCUGGCUAACAGAGGGUUAAAUAGAUGAGACUUCUCAUUCCAGUGUGAUGAUCUUUGUGCUUUUUCUUCAGUUGUGACACUCCUGCCCUACUCUGCUUCAACUGUGUAGUUUCAUUUCCGGAGAGGGAAAUGUGGUGACGUCCUUUCCCCCCUCCUCUCAUCUUUGUGACACCAGAAAGAGACUUGGUGUCUUUUGAUCCCUGGUACCAGGGCUCCUGCAAGCUCAUACAUCUGAGAUCUUUCUAUCACAGGACUUAAAUGAAGCCAAAUCACACCUUUGUGUUCUUUUGAAGGUGACGGUGACUUGUGUAUGCUUAUUUUCUUAAUUUUCAAGCUGCACCACACAAGUGUAUUUUCCACAUGACACUACGAUAGUUUCUGGGCAGUUGUUGCAACACUGUUGAUGACAAAACAACGAUUAGUAGAUCUGAUUUUGAAGGAUUUAUUUAAAAACACUACAGUUAGUGGAAGAGAGAUCGGGGGAAACAUUCGUGGUGUUUUAAAAAGCUAUCAUUCAGAAUAACCCUAACAUACUGUAAAGCAGCGUUAGAGGGGAUGUAACACAUUCCAGUGCUGUGCAGUAGUCCUCUGUCGGAUGUCUUGUCUGUUUUUUUCUAUAACAGUUGCUGGUCUUUUCUACUUCUUUACACUUUGUAAGUCAAUGUGAACUGUAAAACCUUUUUAAGAUUACAAUCUUUACCAAGAAAGAGGUCUAGAUUUUUAAAAGCAACAUUUUUAAAAAGGACUUGGACAAAUAAAAUGAUAAUAAAAACUCUUUCUUUACAGCUCUUUACCAAGCCGUGAGUUGUUCAGGACAGGGGGGUUUAAGGGGCUGUGCUCUUUAAGAAAACAACUUAGUUCUCCAAGAAUUCAACGGAAAGAGCAAUAACAUUAAACAGCUGAGUAACCCAGUGAUACAGAUGUUUAUUUUUUCUUUACUAACGUUGGAUCAGAAGUCAUUUACAUGCUGGGAAGGGUUGUGAAGAAAUGGACAGAUUUUCUCCCAAACAAAGGAGGUGGCAGUAAACUGGGCAGUACACAGACCUGCACAGUUCUAUGGGAAUAAAAGAUUGUUGGGUAAAGACAGCCCAUCACCUCACAGUGGUGUCUGCAGAGUCAAGCUGUCCUGUAGAUACUAUUGAUUAAAUUAUUGUGAAGUAGCCAUGGAUUGUGUAAAGCAGUUAUGAAGACACAAUUUUCUGUAAACAAUCUGUCGCUGCCUGCAAUAAAAGGUUUGGGACAACAAA
Molecule: messenger RNA, 4216 nt
Organism: Labrus mixtus (cuckoo wrasse)
Lineage: Eukaryota; Metazoa; Chordata; Actinopteri; Labriformes; Labridae
Gene: asph
Product: aspartate beta-hydroxylase
Exons: 14
Coding region: 176-1666 (496 amino acids)
Biological process (GO): peptidyl-aspartic acid hydroxylation; signal transduction
Cellular component (GO): membrane; endoplasmic reticulum
Molecular function (GO): peptidyl-aspartic acid 3-dioxygenase activity
Source: RefSeq, a predicted model, not a curated record